GCAUACACCGCUUUAAGCAGGUGUCCAAGCUGGGACCACAUUCAAAUUAUGGCACUAGAUGAAGCCGCGUUCAUGGUUGACCGAGAUGUAAUAAUCGAAUAUGAUCGUCUUGAAGCGCUCGCCACUACCCCUUUACCAAUUUGA
Funneliformis mosseae is the source of this 144-nucleotide messenger RNA. The record is from the annotation of a GenBank genome assembly. Lineage: Eukaryota; Fungi; Glomeromycota; Glomeromycetes; Glomerales; Glomeraceae.